This is a messenger RNA of Prorocentrum cordatum, 873 nucleotides long. NCBI's taxonomy places the organism in Eukaryota, Dinophyceae, Prorocentrales, Prorocentraceae. The record is from the annotation of a GenBank genome assembly.
AUGACGUUAUCACUCUUACAUAUUGUUGCGGCCACCUGCGCCUGCAACGUGAGGGAGGUGGCCAGCGUGCACGUGAUACCCAGCGGAGGCGACGAGUUGCGGCCGUCGCUUCACUUUCGACCCGAACUUUCACCUGCACGGACACACGAGCAUUCUUCACCGAUAACACCAGAAGAGUUGUUCAAUGAGUAUUUGGACACCCAUCCGGACGACGCAGAGUAUGCCCCGUCUGGAGCAACCGGAUCCAUGGUGUCGCCAUCGGGGUCGUACGGUCCGAUCCUCGUCGUCUACAUGACGUAUAAUGGUGCUACACCUGGAUACCCUGACCCUUUGAGCCUCGCAGGUGUUCAGGAUCUCUUCUGGCAGGUUCCAGGCUUCAACGACUCUUUGUAUCACAGCUCGUGGCACAAGCUCUGGUUGGACGCCGACAGUGUAGACUUCUUCCACAUGGAAGCGCCUGUAGACCCUGCGAAUUGGGGGAGCAGCCUGUGGAACGUGUACCGAAGCGUAAGCCAGCACGGUGCUUUUAUGACGCAGUACCAGACCAGAAGUUACACGAAUGUCAUGGUGCUGUAUCCUGGGAGCACAUUCAGGGCCAGUGCUUAUUUGCCAUCCUCCGGGAGCUGGAACGGGUGGUCCCAGUAUCAGGGCCAGGCCAUCACCUGGCAGACGUUCUUCCACGAGGUUGGGCACAACUGGGGACUCGUCCACUGCGGAGGGUACAACGCUGACGGGACGUUCAGCGAGUACCUCGACGAUGCGAUAAUGGGUUAUCUAGAAGGCACCGAAGUAUUCGGACCCCAAUGCUGUCACGCGCUACAGGCUCGGUUGGCUGACAGGGGCCGAGGUGGUGGAGUUUGUGCGAGGGUCUGA